This is a messenger RNA of Miscanthus lutarioriparius, 1977 nucleotides long. NCBI's taxonomy places the organism in Eukaryota, Viridiplantae, Streptophyta, Magnoliopsida, Poales, Poaceae. The record is from the annotation of a GenBank genome assembly.
AUGGCCGAGAGCAUGCCAUCUUGGGCGCGCAAGGAAAUUGACUCUAUAUGUAGAAAAUCUCUCUGGGCAGGCCGGGAUGAUUCAGUUAGAGGAAAAAUGUACGAUUCCCGAGUUGGUUAUCCUAGUUAUCUUGCACCCGAGGGCUCUGUAGCAUCUUACUAUACUUCAAGACCUUCUGUUCUACCGGGUGGACCAGACGUUCUUAGAAACGAUGUAAUACAACUCAGCUUUUGGAGGAUUCAGAGGAAAGUAAUGUUGCAACCAAGAGCGUAUGGUUUCGAUGGUCCAGCAGGAGUGAUGAAUCCUGCUUUGGCUGGCCUGACUGGACUACCUGUUGGAGCUAUGGCACGAGGGUCUAGUGCUUUGGAAGACCCGUCUUUGGCUGUGCUGAGUGGACGUGCUCCAGCCAGGGCACUGGGACCUAGUCCUUUGAAAGAAGAACCGGAUGUAGUAGGGAGAAGUUCUUCUCUAGGCACAGGUGCUAGUAUUCCAGAUGUUGAGCGCCACAGCUCACUUCCAAACUUUGAUGGGCCCUCAGAAGAUGAAUCCAACAUUCUUUUUGUUGAUUGUCUUCCUACUGAUUGCACAAGGAGAGAAGUAGCUCAUUUGUUCCGUGUUUUUCCUGGCUUCAAGGACAUCAGAGUAGUGCACAAGGAGCCCAGACGUAGUGGUGACAAGGCUUAUGUUCUGUGCUUUGUGGAGUUUGAGAAUGCAAAAUGUGCACGCGUUCCUAUGAAAGAGUUACAAGGAUACUGCUUUGAUGACCGGAAGCCUGACAGCCCUUGUCUUAAGAUCCAAUUCGCAAGGACGCACAGCGGGACGUUCAAGGACGGGGAUCUGCGCGUCAACAAGGACGGCCUCCGCAUCGUCUCGCAGAGUGAGGGAGGCGAGGCUUCUCCUAUAGAGCCACUGGAUAGUCACCUGAGCUUAGAUGAUCUAGAUGUUAUAAAAGUGAUUGGGAAAGGUAGCAGCGGAAAUGUGCAAUUGGUCCGCCACAAAUUUACUGGCCAGUUUUUUGCUCUGAAGGUUAUUCAACUAAAUAUUGAUGAGAAAAUACGCAAACAGAUCGCCAAGGAGUUGAAAAUAAACUUAUCAACGCAGUGCCAAUAUGUUGUUGUGUUCUAUCAGUGUUUCUAUUUUAAUGGCGUCAUUUCUAUUGUUUUGGAAUACAUGGAUGUUGGCUCCCUUGCAGAUUUCCUGAAGACUGUUAAAACGAUUCCAGAGGCCUACCUUGCUGCUAUCUGUAAGCAGAUACUAAAAGGACUGAUAUACUUGCAUAACGAGAAGCGCAUUAUACACCGAGAUCUGAAACCAUCAAAUAUAUUGAUAAAUCAUAGGGGUGAAGUAAAAAUAUCUGACUUUGGUGUAAGUGCCAUUAUUUCUAGCUCCUCUGGACAACGAGAUACAUUUAUUGGCACACGCAACUACAUGGCGCCAGAAAGAAUCGAUGGAAAGAAACAUGGUUCUUUGAGUGAUAUCUGGAGUUUGGGACUAGUGAUACUGGAAUGUGCAACCGGCAACUUUCCAUUUCCUCCUUGUGAAAGCUUUUAUGAACUUCUCGUAGCUGUUGUUGAUCAACCACCACCAUCUGCACCAACGGAUCAGUUUUCGCCAGAAUUCUGUGCAUUCAUUUCUGCAUGUCUCCAGAAGGAUGCUAAUGAUAGGUCAUCAGCUCAAGCCUUAUUGAAAUGGUCUGCAAGACUAAACCACUUAUCUUACCCUUCUCUUCCUGUUGUCUUCGACGCAGGACCAUCCAUUCCUGAGCAUGAUGGCAUUUGUGAAUUCCCAAAACAGAAUGGCACGCUCCGGCUUAUCAUCAGAACGCUGUCCAAGAAGGGAGAAAACCAUCCGGCCUCCGGGAACCAUCUCUUGAGCUCGCAGAUGCAAGAUCCGUUUGAAAUCAUCGUUAAACUGCCGAGCAUAGGCCUUGAUGACUGUGGAACGUCGAGCACGCCUCACCGCCUCGUCCUGUCAUAA